CAAGAAGUAAACACGCUGCUUUGUAGCUAGUGGUUGUCGCUUUAGCAAACUACUCUAAACCAAACGUUUAAUUCGCUACAUUUUAGUUUAAAAGUUAAACAAACAGUUAUAGUUUCGGUUGAGAUCUGUGUUUUAUUUUUGUCUGCUUCGUAAAGUAAAACUAUGGCGGACGCUUUGUCUGAUGACGGCAGCGACGUGAACCAAGAUGACACUCUGGAGGAUGUUAUGACCCCGGCGGAGCUGAUAGCUAAACUGGAAGAAGCUUGGCUGAAUGAGAAGUUCUCACCGGAGCUGCUUGAGAACAAGUCAGAGGUGGUGGAGUGUGUGAUGGAGCAGCUGAGUCACAUGGAAGACAACCUGCAGCGGGUGAAGAAAGGUGACGCAAAGGCCAGCGUCCAUCGCAUGGAAAUAGACAGGAUUCGCUUUGUGCUCAGCAGCUACCUGCGCUCUCGUCUGCAGAAGAUUGAAAAGUUUUUCCCACAUGUCCUGGAGAGAGAAAAGUCUCGAGGUGAGGGAGAUCCGUCACUGCUUUCACCCGAGGAGUUUGCCUUUGCCAAAGAAUACUAUGCCAACACAGAAACCUACCUGAAGUCUGUAGCGCUGAAACGCAUGCCUGCCAACCUGCAGACAGUGGAUUUGCUCAAAGCUGUGCCUGAGCCCUGCCUGGACUCCUUUGUGUUUCUACGAGUGAAGGAGAGACAGGAGAACAUCUUGGUGGAGCCUGAAACAGAUGAUCAACGGGAGUAUGUUGUAGAUCUGGAAGAGGGCUCUCAACAUCUAAUGCGGUAUCGAACUAUAGCACCACUUGUUUCAAGUGGAGCCGUGCAGUUAAUUUGAACACAGAGGUCUGUCUGUUGGUGUGGAUGUGUUUUUGCUCCAGGAGGUCAGAAAAUGAGCAAUGGCCUAUUUUUAUAACGAAGCAGUAAUGAGGAGGGGGCUCGUUAACCUGCAGCGAUCACAUCUGGAAAUGCACCCAUCAUUGUCACUGUUGUCAGGAUUAAGGACAAACUCGUGGGACACAAACAUUUGUGGCAGCAUGUGUUCAAGACACGUAACUCAGUGGAUAAAUAACAGCAACUAUAAGUCCAUUACUCGUAUUGUCAGAACUGCUUGCUGACGUAUGAACCUUGUUCGCCAAAGCAGCAUUUUAAGUGCUGCGGUGUUAUUUUGGGAUCUCUUUUUAAUCAUGUCACAACCUAAGUUUGGUUACAUAAUGUAAUGUAUUCUAGUGUGUUGGUGUCUGUGAUAGUGCUAAAGUCUUAUCUGCUAAUUCAUUCUGUUACUUUAUCCAGAUGACUCACAUUAUUGGACCUUUUCCCUGCUGCUCAGUAACAAGAAGCCCCCGAAGGUGAAAUUUUAUCACUUCUCUUGGCGUCAUAGUGCGUAGCAGCCAAAGGUGCACGUGUCAAUGUGCAUGUAUGUUUUGAUCGCCAUUUUUUAAAAUGACAGUCACACUCAGGACUCAUUUUAAUGUUUAGAUAACCUCCUGUGCAUGUCCUCCCCUUGACUAUACCAUCCAGAACUGUACAUUAAUUGUAUAUUCUACGCUUUUCAGUUCCCCUCUGCUUCAAAUUUGAAGUGUUUUUUUUUGUUUGCUCCAAAUGAUGUGGAACAUUGUCUUCUCUGAGACAUAAUUGUUGUAAUAGCAUUGUUAUGUAAGUGUCUCAAAGGAAGCAAUCAGUGCUUAUUUUUUGCCCUCACACAAAUUGUCCAGUAUUUGGAAGUAAUAAGGGAGUGAGUGAGAGAGAGAGAGAGAGGGAGGGAGGGGGGCUUUGCAAAUCUCGACAUUGGAAUCUCACUGCUGAUCUCGCUAAUAUGGAAUCCUAUAAAGUGGUAUAUUUAGGAGAUUAGGAAUAAUACACUGAGAUGGUCAUGAUGAUCUGACCAGGAAAGAAAUCAAGUUGGGUUACACACCUGGUAACAUACAGAGGAGCAUUUAGAGGACAUGAAUGCUGUUAUUCAGAGUCAAAUAUUGGAAAAUGAAAGCAGGGAAAUGCUUGGAAUCAGAAAAAUAAAAACUUUUGUAAAUGA
Messenger RNA from Centropristis striata (black sea bass), 2031 nucleotides. RefSeq names its product GINS complex subunit 4 (Sld5 homolog) (gene gins4). Gene Ontology annotation, cellular component: GINS complex. Gene Ontology annotation, biological process: double-strand break repair via break-induced replication; DNA-templated DNA replication. The transcript is spliced from 8 exons. Bases 163 to 837 code for a protein of 224 amino acids. NCBI's taxonomy places the organism in Eukaryota, Metazoa, Chordata, Actinopteri, Perciformes, Serranidae. The record is from RefSeq and is a predicted model, not a curated record.